Camellia sinensis is the source of this 2565-nucleotide messenger RNA. RefSeq names its product Auxin efflux carrier family protein (gene EIR1). Gene Ontology annotation, molecular function: auxin efflux transmembrane transporter activity. The record is from RefSeq and is a predicted model, not a curated record. Gene Ontology annotation, biological process: auxin export across the plasma membrane; auxin polar transport. NCBI's taxonomy places the organism in Eukaryota, Viridiplantae, Streptophyta, Magnoliopsida, Ericales, Theaceae. Gene Ontology annotation, cellular component: plasma membrane; endoplasmic reticulum.
UCAACAUUGCCGCUUCUUCAGUUUACAUUGCUUUUUGUGCUCUUCAAUACAAUACACUAGUAUAUAAACUUUUUCAAAGCUUUUCAUAGACAGUUCAAUUCAUUCAAUUGGUUUUGUCACUUUUUCAUUUUGCAACUACCCUUUUGACUUCCUACAAAAGCCACACCUCCUAAAUCCAUCUCUCUCUCUCUCUCUCUGAGCUACAAGCAUGAUCACUGGGAAGGACAUUUAUGAUGUUCUUGCAGCAGUUGUACCACUAUAUGUAGCCAUGGUUCUAGCCUACGGUUCAGUCCGGUGGUGGAAAAUCUUCACACCUGACCAAUGCUCCGGCAUCAACCGCUUUGUCGCCGUCUUCGCCGUCCCCUUACUCUCCUUCCAUUUCAUCUCCUCCAACAACCCUUAUGCCAUGAACUACCACUUCAUCGCCGCCGAUUCUCUUCAAAAAGUUGUCAUUCUCUCUGCUCUCUUCCUCUGGCAAUCCUUCUCCAAGAAUGGAAAUCUUGAGUGGAUGAUCACUCUCUUCUCACUUUCCACUCUCCCAAACACUCUUGUCAUGGGUAUCCCCCUCCUCAAGGCCAUGUAUGGCGAUUUCUCCGGCAAUCUCAUGGUCCAAAUUGUUGUUUUACAAAGCGUUAUUUGGUAUACCCUAAUGCUCUUUAUGUUUGAGUAUCGAGGAGCUAAGCUACUCAUUAGUGAGCAGUUUCCUGAAACUGCUGGCUCUAUCACCUCUUUUCGCGUUGAGUCUGACGUGAUUUCCCUCAAUGGGCGUGAACCACUUCAGGCUGACGCAGAGAUUGGUGAUGAUGGUAAGCUUCAUGUGGUUGUGAGGAGAUCUACAACGUCGUCUGUAAUCUCUUCAAAUACUAAAUCACAUGUUUUUAACUCGAUGAAUUCUAUGACUCCACGAGCAUCUAACCUUACCGGAGUUGAGAUCUACUCAGUACAAUCUUCGCGAGAGCCUACCCCUAGGGCUUCGAGCUUCAACCAAACCGAUUUUUAUGCCAUGUUUGCAAGUAAGGCAGCUAGUCCAAAACAUGGGUAUACCAAUAGUUUUGGUGGGGAUGUUUUUUCGGUGCAAUCCUCGAAAGUGGCAACACCAAGAACAUCAAAUUUUGAAGAAGAGAUGUUGAGGAUGGGGAAGAAGAGAGGAGGGAGGAGUAUGAGUGGGGAGUUAUUUAACAACCCUAGUGGUGGUGGUGGUGGUGGUGCUAGUAAUCUUCUUCAAGUUCCUUCUUACCCGCCUCCAAAUCCUAUGUUUUCGGGGUCUAGUAGUAAUACUGUAGGAGGAGGAGGACCUAGGAGAAAAGAGGGAAGUGGUGGGGGUGUAAAUGCAAAUGCAAAUGGAAUGCCUAAUAAGGAACUUCAUAUGUUUGUUUGGAGCUCAACUAGUGCUUCUCCCGUUUCUGAGGUGAAUCUAAGACAUGCAGUGAAUAGAGCUGCUUCUACUGAAUUUGGAGUAAUUGACUCUUCUAAGUCUGUUGAUAUUGCUUCUUCAAAAGGAAUGCAUGAUUUGAUAGAGAAUGCAAGCCCUGCUGCUUCAAAAUUUUAUAGUGAUAAUAAGGAGAUGGAAACAGAGAGUGGUUGUAAGUUCCAAGCAAAUGGGUCUCCAUUCACAUGCCAGAAGAAAGUAGAUGACAUUGAAGAAGGAGAUUUGGAAGAAAAGAAGCACCAAAUGCCUCCUGCAAGUGUAAUGACAAGGCUCAUACUUAUCAUGGUAUGGAGGAAACUUAUUAGAAAUCCCAAUACCUAUUCAAGUCUUUUAGGGCUUAUUUGGUCCCUUGUAUCCUUCAGGUACCACAUCAAAAUGCCAUCCAUAAUGAGUGGAUCAAUAUCUAUUUUGUCUGAUGCUGGUCUUGGAAUGGCUAUGUUCAGCCUCGGAUUAUUCAUGGCACUACAACCAAAGAUAAUAGCAUGUGGGAAGAGUGUGGCAACAUUUGCAAUGGCGGUGAGGUUCUUGACAGGACCCGCAGUUAUUGCUGCUACCUCUAUUGCUGUUGGCCUUCGAGGUGUUCUUUUACAUGUUGCCAUUGUUCAGGCUGCUCUUCCCCAAGGGAUAGUUCCCUUUGUAUUUGCAAAAGAGUACAAUGUCCACCCUGACAUACUUAGCACUGGGGUUAUUUUUGGGAUGCUGAUUGCUUUGCCAAUAACAAUACUUUACUAUGUGCUUCUUGGUCUCUAAUAUAUAGCUCUGGCAACAAAGGGGGACAAAUAUAUAUAUAUAUAUAUAUAUAUAUAAAACUGCAAAUCCAAGACAGGCUUAUGUGGAUGGAUCACACAGAUGAGCCAACUGGGAUUAAAUAAGAGCCAUUGGAUUCAGUGCACAACUUGGAAGCCACAUGAUCCCCCCAUGUUACUGAUGUUGGUUUUCCUUCCUUCUAGUUUUAUUUAGUUCUUUCUUUGCUAUCUUUAUUUUUUUUUAAUAUAAUUUUUAGUAUUUUAUUAGUUUUAGUUAGGCAGAGAAAGAUAUAGAGCGAGCCCUUCUCAAGAAAAGGGAACAUAUAAUUAUUGAUGUGUUUGGUACUUGUUUUACACUAACAUCAAUGUAGUUAUUGACUUACCAUUUCA